Molecule: messenger RNA, 3607 nt
Organism: Blastomyces gilchristii SLH14081
Lineage: Eukaryota; Fungi; Ascomycota; Eurotiomycetes; Onygenales; Ajellomycetaceae
Product: RING finger protein
Exons: 4
Coding region: 392-2890 (832 amino acids)
Cellular component (GO): cytoplasm
Molecular function (GO): zinc ion binding
Source: RefSeq, a predicted model, not a curated record
CCUCAAAUCUCUUAACACCCCGACAAAGGUAAAUAAACGGUAUUAAUAGCAUAAGUGCUGCAUGACACAUACAUCUCCGGGCAAUGAUUUCCACGUGACCAAGCUUAGUAACCAAACCCAAACAUAGCACUCUGAUUGGCCCAUCCUUUGCCCCAGCCCAUCCGGCGGAUCUCCCCAUCACCGCGUUGAUGAUGCUAGCUGGCUUGAAGUUCGUCACUCUUGCAACGACCACUUUACCACUUUUCAAGUCACCCAGCAGUGGGCAAACAGAACACCCACACUGGUUUCUUUUUCCAUCCGCUUUAACUAUGUUUUCAUAAGCCGCUGUUUUCCUUUGAUACCCCCUUUCUUUUUCUUACACGCCUUAGCCGAGGGAACUGCGUCCGCCGCCAUGAGGUUGGCAGCUUAUGCUGGGGCCUCGACGGCUCUGGCUGCUGGCGUGAUCCUUAAGGCCUUACACCAGAGAGCAAACUUUUAUUCCGCCUGCGUCUAUCUGUCCCAGAGCAACGCGAACCUCAUGAUACUAACGAACUUCUGCCUCUUGAUCGUCGGAUUCGUGCUAUAUGGACUUCAGAGAUUGCUAUAUGGACCCCUCCGACCAGUCGAAACGGAGCAACUAUAUGAAAAAGCUUGGUUUGCGGUGACGGAAACAUGCCUCGCGAUGACCAUAUUUCGUGGCGAGAUGGGAGCCUGGUUUCUGGUCAUGUUCGUCUGCCUUCUUGUUGGUAAAAUUUGGGGAUGGAUUGGAGAGGGUCGAGUGGAAAUACUUGAGCAGCAGCCGCCGCAAAACCCCCGCCUUUUCCAUACGCGACUAGCAGUUUCCCUGAUUUUGGCCGUAGUAUUCAACACCCUUAUGCUCGAAUAUGCCGUGAAGACAGUACUCCGCAAGGCUCGACCUGACAUGAUGGUGAUGUUUGGAUUCGAGUUUGCGAUCCUAUCAAUCCUCUCGACGUCGACCGCGGCGAGGUACGGUAUCUCCCUCUGGGAGAUUUAUAUCACUAGACAACAGCGACAGGCGAAGAUGGAGGAACGAAGAGCGGAGAUUCGAGCAGCGAGAGCGGAAGCAAUCCAGCAACAGUCAAACUCUGGGUCACAGGAACCUCUAAAUAAUUUACCAAAUGAGGAUGAUAUUGAUGAAAUGGAGCUUGAUGUUCCUGGCUGGGAGGAAAAGGGCCGAUGGGUAUUUUAUCUCAAUAUCGUAACUGACUUUGUAAAACUUGUUGUCUAUAUGUCUUUCUUCGCGAUCCUUUUCACCUUCUACGGAUUACCGAUCCACAUUAUUCGAGAUGUUGUGCUUACAAUGAGGUCAUUUGGGAAGCGGGUGGUUGACUUCCUUCGUUACCGCAAUGCUACAAGGGAUAUGCACCAACGCUACCCGGAUGCAACUGCGGAAGAAAUCGCGGCAGGGGAUGUAUGUAUUAUUUGUCGCGAAGAGAUGGAACCUUGGCAACCGGCAGCCGCUCCAAAUGGGAACGCACCCCCAGCCAGACCUUCUGGUCCCAUUUCGGAUCGAUUAAGGGCAAAGAAACUCCCUUGCGGCCAUAUACUCCAUUUUGCAUGCCUGCGUAGCUGGCUAGAGCGCCAACAAAUCUGUCCAACAUGUCGACGGCCUGUUGCCUCAGCUCGAAUACGUCAGGAUUUCGUUGCUGCUCCAGGGGUUGCCCCUGGAGGUCCCGGUGGAAUGGCUAAUCAAGCUCAGGGUGCGGGAGCAAACCAGACUUUCGGGGCAGCCGAUGGUCAACCUGGAGAAGCUCGACCAAGAGCGUGGAUGUUCAAUUUCGGGCCUAUUCGCGUCGGGUUUGGAGCUGGCCGUGGAGAUUUGUUCCAGAACCUUGCACAACAGAUCCACGAUGGCCAAGCGCCACCUGUUCAGCCAGGAGCUAAUGCAAACCGCCAGCCAGCUGGACCGCAGCAAAUCGGCUUUGGAUUUGGCUUUGGGCGACCGCCUGCCCAACAGCCGCUUCCAGCCCAGCACAACAACGUACAGCCAACCGCAUCAAACACGCAAUUCAACUUCCAACACACGCAGGCCCAUCUCCAGCAUGUUGAGCAUCAUAUUUCCCAGGCGAUUGACAAUUUGCGGGCUACGGCUGAACAAUUGCAAGUGGUGCGUUUGUUACAAGCUGAAUUAGCCAGACUUCGCGCUACUCAAGCCAGCAUGACGAACCAGCAUACACAACCACAACCGCAACCACAACCACAGGCUGCAACUGCGCCAGCUAUUACUCCUACUGCUAUGGCAUCAUCACAUAUUCCUGCGACUGGCAGCCAAAGACAGUUCACAUCCCAUCCACAAGUCCCUGCGCUGGGCUCGGGGGACAGUCGUCUCCCCGAAGGGCUUAUCCUGCCCCGAGGUUGGACAUUGUUACCUCUACAGCAGGCUAAUCAUCCUGGACCAUCAUCCACUCAAACCUCCACCACCCAUUCUAUGGAACCUCCAUUCCCCUCACACUCAUCGUCAAUGCCUAGUACUCAACUAUUUUCCCAAACACCAAACACUUCGUCACCCCCCACGAACGAAUCAACUAACAGCGCAGCUUCUCUCAACCAUGAACCUUUGGAUGUUCAACGGUCUAGCCUGGAUUCAUCCUCUCCAAACCCUACAUUGGCAUUCUCUGCGCCAAGUCACGGAUCACAGGCUGAACCGGUGCAGACUAGUUCUAGGACUAAUCGCCCCUCUGCAGAACAUGCCCCUCCCAUUCCAGACUGGAGUUCAACAGUAUCGAACGGGACAAUUAGUAAGCCUGUAGUGGCAGCGCCUGAAGAUACACCAACAGGGCCGGAUGGAGAAGAAAACAAUGACGUGGAACCAGCACCGUCAGAUCAAUCGUCGUCUAAAGGCAAAUCCCGCGCAACCACAGUAGAAGAUUACGUAGAAGACAGUGCUUGAUAAGACGAAAAAUUUCAUGACAACACCCGUGUGGUAGGUAGACUAAGCUGUGGGCAAGCCACAACAACUUCGUCUCACGGCAGAGGAUAGGGGGAAAAGGAGAGGAAAAGAAAAUGGGCAUCAAUUAUAUCUUCACAAUUCAUGUAAUUACAUCAAUUUUUUCACUCCUGGGUUUUUCUUUUCUGGCUUCUCUUCAACGAAGGAUAUUAUGGUCUGCAGAUUGCAUCUUUUUUUUUGUCUCGUCUUUUCUUUUUGCAGUUUUCUUUUCGUCGUUUUCCAUCAGCCCUUUCGAUGAUCGAACAAGACAGCCCUGUUGAUCAUACCACUCGCUUUUGAUGCUUGUAUUCUAGAUUGUCCUCUUGUGUUUAACGGACAUUAUAUGGAAGAAGAAAAUCUACGACUGUGUAAAAUCACCCCCCAUUUAUCAUUGAAGACGUCUGAGAUUUUUUUUUUUUUUUUAAGAUAUCCACGUUCCUUUUAUCGUAGGCAUCUGUUCCGCUUUGCCCCUCCACCACACCACAGCCGUUUAUCAAAAAAUGGCAGCAGGGGUAGAAAAUAAUUGUAUGUACUAUGUAUGUAUGUAGAUUCUUCGGCCUCCCCCCCGUUCCCCCCCCCCCCCAACCUACUCGGGGGGCCCAAAUCAUGACAAUGAGUUAAAUCGGGUUAAAACUCUUCAUCACCAAAUAGUCUCUAGGACACGGGUAGAGAGGAAGCUGU